CAUCCUGCACCAUACUUUAACCCCACUUCAAUUCAGAGCUCAGCAUUCGCAUAGCUCUCUGCACAUACCACACCAAGACUACACUCUCCCAUCUCGCCACUUACACACUCGAGCAAUCAUGGGUGCCUGCACUUCCAAGAACGAGAGCAGCAAGACGAUGAAGCGAACCGACACCAACCGUUCCGGCGGCAAGGGCGGUGCCAAUGACCUGCAGCGAACCACUUCCUCCUACCACGGAUCGGUAGCAGAUGGUAUUCGUUACUCGGACCGAUUGGCUGACCGAGAGGAUGAGAGGAAUCGCCUCACUGCUAGUCAGAUUAACAAGAGCAAGACUCUCGAGGAGAGGCUGAGGCAGGCAGAGAGGGAGAACGCCUCUAGGCGUGGUUAGAAAUAGGAGCACGACGACGACAAGGAGGAUUCCUUUUCACCGCCAAUUCGCCAGCUUCUAGCACCUUCCAACUUCCAUCUCACAGUCUCAAUGAACGCAACGUAUAAAUAGGCUCUGGCUCAACAAAGGAGGGAAGGAAAGGAGAGGAGGAUGGCGAGGAUGGCAAGGACGGCGACGUGAGAGAAAUCCUUCCUACCACCUGCCAUUUUAGUGUGGAAAUGGCAAGGCGGAAUCAAGUGGAGGGAUGGAGACAAACGUCGAGCUCUACAGGGGUAGUGUAGGGAAAGGCUGCGUCGGUGAAGUUCUCUGCUGCUCAUGACUUUCCCCUUCUGUUCUCUCUUCAAGA
Messenger RNA from Microstroma glucosiphilum, 734 nucleotides. RefSeq lists its product as hypothetical. Bases 119 to 388 code for a protein of 89 amino acids. Lineage: Eukaryota; Fungi; Basidiomycota; Exobasidiomycetes; Microstromatales; Microstromataceae. The transcript is spliced from 2 exons. The record is from RefSeq and is a predicted model, not a curated record.